GCCGCCGCUCCCCGCGGCGGGACCUCCGGCGGGAAGGAGAGGCCGGGCUGCCGGGCCAAGGGAGUUUCCACAAUGGAGAAGAGGGAAAGUGAUAAUCGUGCCAUUGAUCAGAAUGCAGGUCAGAACAUCAUGCCGAGAAGAAAUACAGGAAACCUUAACUACUUGAAUGUGGAUAUGCAGGUUGCCAAUCCAUCAGAAGCAGCUGCACUUUUUGAUUUACAUCAAGCACACCAUUUUGGUGAGUUUGAACGCUCUUCAGAACAGCACUGCAAGCAGGAUCUGUUCCCUAGGUGGCACUUGCCAAUGAAGAUAGCAUCUGUGAUCUCAUUAUUAACAUUUAUUUACACUUCUAUGAGAGAUGUCAUAUAUCCUUUUAUAASCAGAAAGGAAAAUGUUUUCUAUAAAAUUCCAAUCCUUGUCAUAAACAAAGUUUUACCAGUGACUUCAAUUACCCUUUUAGCACUAGUGUAUUUACCAGGAAUAUUAGCUGCUGGUUUCCAGCUGUACUUUGGCACCAAGUAUAAAAGGUUUCCCCAGUGGCUGGAUAGAUGGAUGUUAUCAAGGAAACAAUUUGGACUUCUCAGUUUCUUCUUCGCUACAUUGCACGCCUGCUAUAGCCUGUGCUAUCCUAUGAGAAGAUCAUACAGAUACAAGCUGCUGAACUGGGCAUUCCAGCAGGUGAAACAAAAAAAAGAAAAUGCCUGGAUUGAACAUGAUGUUUGGAGAAUGGAGAUUUAUGUGUCUCUAGGAAUUCUGGGACUUGCUUUGCUGGCCCUGUUGGCAAUAACAUCAAUUCCAUCUGUGAGUCAUUCUUUGACCUGGAGAGAGUUCCACUAYAUUCAGGUGUGCAUGAAUGUCAAUACUGCAUGUCAUUAGUGCCAUUUGUAGAACUGUGUUAUCAGCUAAGGCCAUUAGGAAUGAGAAACAUCAAACACAGAKGAGUUAGUGAAACCAAUCUAAAAGUUUGUUCUGUACUCUUUGUUAAUUGGUUUGCAAGAAAUGUUCUUUUCAUUCACUCUUUUCAGGAGAACAAGCUGUUGUGUUCAGUGUAUAAACUGGGAAGAAAAGACAACUUCAAACCCCUCUUUUUCCUCUUCCUGACUUUGUGACCAGCAGCAGUUGUCCCUUCAAGACCUUUUCUUAGCUCUGGUGCUGGAGACAUUUCAGUCACCUUCUAUAAUCUUUCUGAAAUGCCCUGUGUCCUGCUGAAUUGGGAGUAGGUGGCAUUGAACCAGUCAAUGCUGCUCCCAUAUGACACAGUAUUCUGAAAGAGACACAUAAUCGAAUCCAGCCAGUCUUGAGUUUGCUACAGCUGUGCUUGUUUCCUUCACCCAUGCAUCUGGUUUACGCUCUCAAUUCUCUUACAUCAUAUGCAAUAAUAAUCAGGGGUGGUCUCAUUAGAUUUAAGCAAGUGUUGGAUCAGGCCCUCAAACACCAAAAUCUGAAAAUUCAAUAGCCUAUUAAGUACGUGGCAUUUAAAAACUUGAUUUGUGUUUUAAAAGCAGUUCUGAAGUUAUAAUCACCAAUUAGUGAUUUGAUGUUCUACACACUUUAUGAAGUCAUCAUUUGUAAGAGAAGUUUUCUGGAUUACAGAGACAGUGGACGGGUCAGGAGGGUGUCUCCAAAUGCAUGAUUGCUUUCAGUAUCUAAUGACUAUGUGAAGAAACCCACAAGAGUAAUACUUCUGUGUUGGACUUGUUUUAUGAACAAAUAACAUUACUCAAAAAUCAGGUUCUAUACGUUUAGCAGUUGGGAAGGCAGUGUUCAAUUUCACAGAUGAGUACAAGAUUGUUUUGUGACAAGAAACUCAAAAUUACUAGUAAAUUUUCUUUACUACUGAAUUUUGUAAACAACCUAAGCCAAAUUUAUUACUUUAAGUGAAAUGAAAGACUUGAGUUUCYUGGAGUUGUGCAAUUGCUUUUGCCAUAGUACUAGACUUACUAGAGAUUGUGAUUUUAAUUUAGCUUAAAAUUUUUCUUUGCAAGUAAUCAAU
Messenger RNA from Malurus melanocephalus (red-backed fairy wren), 1993 nucleotides. RefSeq names its product STEAP family member 1 (gene STEAP1). The transcript has 4 exons. Gene Ontology annotation, cellular component: plasma membrane; endosome. The record is from RefSeq and is a predicted model, not a curated record. Bases 73 to 876 code for a protein of 267 amino acids. Lineage: Eukaryota; Metazoa; Chordata; Aves; Passeriformes; Maluridae.